Messenger RNA from Sarcophilus harrisii (Tasmanian devil), 4521 nucleotides. Its product is annotated as GDNF-inducible zinc finger protein 1. Lineage: Eukaryota; Metazoa; Chordata; Mammalia; Dasyuromorphia; Dasyuridae. The record is from RefSeq and is a predicted model, not a curated record. Gene Ontology annotation, biological process: regulation of immune system process; negative regulation of transcription by RNA polymerase II; regulation of cytokine production. The transcript has 6 exons. The coding region runs from base 316 to 2436 and encodes 706 amino acids. Gene Ontology annotation, molecular function: protein binding.
AACUUUAAACAAUAACUUUUCUAAGCUGUUAGCUAUGGUAAUCAGCAUUUAAAGCAAGUACCUAGGUAAGAUGCAAAGCCACUGACAAAGUUUGUUGUUCAGUCAUUUCAAUCGUGUAAUCGUGUCCGACUUCGUGACCUCGUUUGGGAUUUCCUGGCGAAGAUUCUGGAGUGAUUUUCCAUUUCCUUCUCCAGCUCAUUUUACAGAUGAGGAAACUGAGGUGAACCGGGUUAAGUGCCUUGCCCAGGGUCACACAGGCAGGAAGUGUCUGAGGCUGGAUUUGAACUCAGGAAGCUGUUUUCAGAAAGAAAAAAGAUGGAAAGUGGUGCAGUUCUACUACAGUCCAAAUCAUCACCAAUUAAUCUUUUGAAUGAAAUGCACCAAUUACGUCUUCUUGGUCACUUGUGUGAUGUGACUGUUAGUGUGGAAUAUCAAGGUGUACGAGAAGAAUUUGUGGCUCAUAAAGCUGUACUGGCAGCCACAAGCAAGUUUUUUAAGGAGAUGUUCCUUAAUGAAUCGAACAUGGAUGGAACAAGGACAAAUGUAUAUUUAAAUGAAGUACAAGUUGUUGACUUUGCCUCUUUCCUUGAAUUUGUCUAUACUGCAAAGGUCCAGGUAGAAGAAGACCGUGUGCAGAGAAUGUUGGAAAUGGCUGAAAAACUUAAGUGUUUAGACUUAUCUGAAACUUGUUUUCAGUUAAAGAAACAAAUGUUAGAAUCUGUACUUUUAGAGCUUCAGAACUUUUCAGAGUCUCAGGAGCCAGGAGAGAAUAAUAACUCUCAAACAAAUGAUGUUCUACUUGAUUCUAAGGCUAGUAUAAUGGUAGAAGUCCCUAACACUGAUAGUCUUUCUGAUUCUUCAGAUUACCCUGUCGAAAGAAAUAGCAACGGUUUAAUAUCACAGACACCACUGAGAAAGUCAAAGGAUAAAGUAGAUAAGAAAAAAGAAGUUAUGAAACCUCCCUAUCCUAAAAUUAGAAGAGCUAGUGGAAGGCUGGCUGGAAGGAAGGUAUUUGUGGAAAUCCCUAAGAAGAAGUAUACAAGGAGACUCAGAGAACAGCAAAAAAGUGCUACAGAUGAUGUUGGGGAGAACAAAUCCCCAGAAGACCAAAGCAUACUGGAUGUGGAAAUGGUGAUAGAGCCAGUGUCAAAAAAUGUGGAGCCAAAGAAUGAGGAAAAUGAUGCUGGCUUUGAGUUAGAGGAAGCUUUGAAAAAAGCUGAGGAAGAAGAUGAUAAGAAAAAGAGCAAUUUUAAGUGUACCACUUGUGAAAAGGAGUUUCUCUAUGAGAAGAGUUUCCUGAAACACAUCAAACACAAUCAUGGCAUUGCUGCUGAAAUAAUUUAUCGCUGUGAUACGUGCAGCCAGACAUUUGCCAACCGCUGUAAUUUGAAGAGUCAUCAGCGUCAUGUUCAUAGCAGUGAGCGCCAUUUCCCUUGUGAACUCUGUGGAAAAAAAUUCAAGAGGAAAAAAGAUGUUAAAAGGCAUAUUCUUCAGGUUCAUGAAGGUGGCGGGGAGCGCCAUCAGUGCCAGCAGUGUGGCAAAGGCUUGAGCUCCAAAACAGCUCUGAGGCUUCAUGAACGAACUCACACAGGGGACAAACCAUAUGGGUGCACUGAGUGUGAAGCUAAGUUUUCUCAGCCUUCUGCCCUGAAAACACACAUGAGAAUUCAUACUGGUGAAAAACCUUUUGUCUGUGAUGAAUGUGGUGCAAGAUUCACUCAAAACCACAUGCUGAUAUAUCAUAAAAGGUGUCAUACAGGGGAAAGACCUUUUAUGUGUGAAACAUGUGGCAAAAGUUUUGCUUCUAAGGAGUAUUUGAAACAUCAUAAUCGGAUUCACACAGGAUCCAAACCCUUUAAAUGUGAAGUUUGCUUCAGAACAUUUGCACAGAGGAAUUCACUUUACCAGCAUAUUAAAGUCCAUACAGGUGAACGUCCAUAUUGUUGUGAUCAGUGUGGUAAGCAGUUCACACAGCUUAAUGCCUUGCAGCGUCAUCAUCGAAUCCACACAGGAGAGAAGCCAUUUAUGUGCAAUGCAUGUGGGCGCACCUUCACUGACAAGUCCACUCUCCGGCGGCACACUUCUAUACAUGAUAAGAAUACACCGUGGAAAUCUUUCCUUGUUAUUGUAGAAGGUUCACCCAAGAAUGAAGAUAGCCAUAAAACUGAACAAAUGGAUGAAGACUAUCCGUCACCCAAAAUAUCUGAAAAGCUGCUCUCAUUUGCAGAAAAUGGCCACUUUCAAAAUUUGACUGCAGUCCAAGGAGCUCUGACUGCUUUACAUGAAAACAGUCCUACAGAUUUAGACUGUAAAUCAGAUGAUCCUGUAGUCCCCCAGGAAGCCCUCAUAGCUACCACAUUAAGUGAUCUUACAGUACUUCAUACGCAGACUGACUCAAUUCAACCAUCACUUCAUGCUUUGUCAAACAUAGAAUGAUUGCCUCAAGUGUUUGCUGAGAAAAUCCAAUAUAGGAGAGACUUCUUUGAAUACACAUUGCCUGUGCUCAGAACCAUGCCAGUAGCAUAGACGUAAAAUUUCCAGUGGGCACAAAAGAAAAAAUGGGCUUUUAUGAAUGAUAUCCUCAGAUUUUCCUGAAAUCCAUGGUACUUGCACAUCUUUAGCAAAACGUUUUUAAAAAUCUCAGUUUCCAGACCCUGAUCUGCAUGAUGUUGUUGACUACACUUUCCUCAACAAUUAGAAUUCUACUUUGAGUAGAUUUGUUGUUUUUAUUGUAAGGCUUGAUUCUUAUUUUUUAAAAACAUUCAGAUAAUUUCUUUUGAACUUAGUUUUUUACCCAUUAUCAAUUCACUCUCUUACUUUCUUGUGAAUAUAUCCUAUGAUAUCUUCUCAUUGCCUCAAUCCACACCAGCCUUCUGUAAAAUUGUAUUUAUGUGAUAAUCUUAGGAUAUUUUUCCAGUUGAGUUGAUUCCUUAAUGAAAUAAUGUUGGGACCAUAUUUUGCCAAGUGUCUUCCCUGAUUAAUCAAGCCAAGUAAUUGAAGCUUUAGGAUCAUUGUAUUGAGACCCUUUUUCAUAUUGAAAAAGUUUAUUAUUAAGCUCAUUUUUAGUAUCACUUAGGCACAAAAAAGGACCAAUUAGGAAUUUUUAAUCAUCAAUCCAAUAAUAAUCUCUUCACUGGCUCUACAAAUAAGAUCACACACAUCUUGGUCAUUUCUGAAAUUCCAAGCCUAAUUGUUACCAAAGAAUCCAGCAGUAGUUCAGUUUUUGUGAUAAGGUGCUAAAAGAUUAUGCAAGAAUUUGAGAAUUUGUUGAUGGGUGGGUGCAGCAGCUUUAUUCCUCUGGCAAAAUGUAGUGUUUGUGUAAAUAUUUGGAGUUCAUUGUAGUAGCUUUGGCUACUACUAAAUUUUCCCACCUUCUGAUUUAUUGCUACUUUUGGAUAGAGGCGUAAUUAUCUAGACUUUAUUAUUUAAAAUCAGAAUUUUCUUAUGACAAGCACAUAUUAUAGAAUUCCAAAUAUAUGUUUACUUGAGAUGUUCUAAAUGGUCACAAAUCUAAAUUUUUAGUAGGUCACAACUCCAAAUUUUUAGUACUAGGUUGUAUUUUGAUAAUUAAAAGAUUUCAGCAGGUAUUUAAAAUUCCCUUGUAUAAUUAUAUUCAUUGAACUUUAAAGAAUAAUGCUUGUUUUUAUCUUGUGGUGCCCCUUGAAAAGUCUCUUUUGUGGCACAUGCUGCUGGUAUUCUUUUAACAAAACAAACAUGUACUUUUGCCAAAUUUGAGCUCUGAUGGAAGUUCGUUUUUUGAAUUUGCUAUAUUUUGGUGAAAAGCUUUGGUUCAAAUAUGGUCCUUAGCGAAAAUCCAUAUGUUCAUGUCAAAUAUUUUAACCUAUCACUUGUGUUUCCUCUAAAUUUUAUUUUGCUAAAUUUUCUAUGAACAAAAAUUGUGUGGGGUAGAUUGUAUUUUGUUUUCAAGAAAUCACUGGAAAGUGCUUUAUGAAAGGUUUCUCUGGAAAAAAAAAAAGGCUGUUUUCUCUUGGGCAGUAAUUUGACCAUUUCUUAUAGUAGUUCACACAUUUAACCUAUUUUUAGUAAAAUAAUCACAGUGACUAGUUUCACCAUUACAACUACACUUUUAAAAAUUGCAUUCUAGCUGUAUCCAGAGUAAAAAAUUGGUUUCAGCUUUUUUAAAAACUUUUAUUUUGGAGAGAGGAAAAACCUAUAUUUAACCUGCUUUUUCUUGGAAAAAAACAGUCCCUCAGAAUUUGGAUGCUAGAUUUUUAUUUAAUGCUUAGUUUGAUGGUCUUAAAUUUUUGUAACUUUUCAAGGAACAAUAAAAUUUUAUCUGUUCAAUCUUUUGAUGAAUGUUUACUUUAAGUUCACUAUGCUAUAACUAUUAAGUUCUUUAUAUCCAAUAUUUUAAUGAAAUCUAGACUCAGAUAAAACCUGAGUAGUUAUUGUGACUAAAGCACAAUCAGCUAUCUUUAAUUGUGUAAACAAUUUAUAAAAUCAAUGGUAUGUAAACUAUUUUGUGGUAUACUGUUGAAAUUAAAAUACUUUUAAAAUAUA